AUGUCGAAUUCGUUCCCAUCUCUGGCGCACACUCCUCGAGCAUUCCCGCUACCGACCAUCUCAGAAGACACGCUUCAUUAUGUCCUUCAUCUCCCACCGAGCUACGAUCCCACCUCGACCGCUUUACUGCUCACUCAAUAUGUGGAGUCAUUACUCAUACAGCCGUGGCUGUGGAACAAGGAUUCAUGGGAAUUGAAAGUUUCUGUUAAUGGAGAUAAGUUGGAAGGCACGAUGAGAGUGGGAGAUGCAGUUGACGAUGAGUGGUUGGUAGUCUGGUUAUUGUUGAAGAUCAGUGAGAAAUGGCAAGAUGUCGUCAUUGGCGUGCGAGAUACAGAUGGCGAAUUCCUGUUGAUCGAAGCUGCCAACGAACUUCCAUCUUGGGUCUCACCUGAAAAUGCUGAAAAUAGACUUUGGCUUCAAGGUGGACAUCUACAUCUGAUCCCAUUAUCUAUACGUUCAACUCCAUCAAGCUCGAAACCGAGACAGAUACCGGAUGAUGAAGACAUGGAGAAACAGUUCGAUCCCGAGUCCUACAUAUCUGAAGAAGACGCUAUCAAAGCUGUUCGGACUGGUAGGUACAGAGUGGAUGAGAAGAUGGAACAAGCAGUCUGGGAUAGGAUAUCAUGCUAUCCAGACGCUCUAAACACUCAUCAACAUAGGACUAAAGCAUAUCUACCUGUUCCAAUAGCUAAAGCUCUGAAGAAGAAUCUAGAGUUGAUACAGAAAGCUGUCGAAGGGUUUUAUGUCAGAGAUCCAUCUCAACUACGUGCUGCAGCACGUAUGACUCAUUUCGCACCUUCCACAUCUAUUCUUACACCUAUCACAAUGACCCGAGCUGCAUACGCUCAGCUGCAAGGCCAGGCUUUCCACCCACCGAGGAUAUUCGGUCCGGAAUGGCAUGUACCUGAUGAUCCAAAUAACGAAGGCGAAAAACGAUGGAGGGAUUUGGGUAUAAAGAUAGCAACGGGAUUCGAAAUCAUGUACAAGGAGGGUGGUAACAAACAUCGAAGCGGACCCAACAACCAGAUUGAGGACGGCUCUUUGGUUAGUGACGAAGGGUAUAAGGUAUUUUUGUAUAACUUGAGGGAAGCGGGAUGGUUCGGUGAUGAGUUGGAAGGUAGUGAGAAGUGGAAAGUGAGAGAAAAAGAAGCUAAAAAGGGAUAUCAGAGUAUCAAAUCUUCCGAUACUGCUUCCCAAAGACCUUCAUUCGCUUAUCUGGUUGACUCGGCAAUUUCAUCUGCCUCAGAUCUCGUUCCCGGAACACUGAAAGUUGACUCGUCAUAUGAGGAAGAUAGUGAAUCGUGGUUGGAAGUCUCACCUGACGAAUUGGACGGGAUGAUGAUGCGUGCAUCUGGGCGUACAGCUAAACCUGGAGAGAAUACAGAUGGAAAGGCAGAAUUGGGAGAGGAACAUGGUCAAGCAUUACAGGAUUUGGCUAAGAAGGUAGAAGAUUUCGUUGGUGGUCAAGGUGAUUUGACUGGUGCGAGAUUCGAAGAUGAAUUAUCGGAUGAAGAUAUGGAUGACUCCGAUGACGAUGACUCAGAAGAAGAGAGAAAGACAUUAGAAGCUCAAAAGGAGAACCGACUGAAGAACCUUAUCGCACCUCUUCCAGAUGACCAAUGGGGUAAGAAAACUCAAACUCGACAAGAAGGUUCUUCUGCGUCGAAAAAUGAUUCCAUGUCGUCGAAAGAUAAAGUAAAGAAAGAAGUUAAAUUCGAUCAUAAAGACAUUUUCUCCUCUUCAUCGUCUUCGGCAAUCAGACCACCGAGAUUCGCCAAGCAAGAGUAUGACGGAGUAGUAUCUGAAUCUUCGGAUGAAGAUGAGGCAGAGGAUGAGUUACCUCCAGCGGGGACAAUAGGAAGGAAGAUCGCUCAGAUGAAAUGGUCUGAAGGUGAUCGUCGAGCUCCCAGGAGCGCUACGAUCGAAGAGAUCACCGAAGAAGAUGAAGAGAUGGAAAGACAGAGUCAGCUGAAGCUGGAUGGUGAUAUUGACUUAGAUGAGGAGAUGCAACGGCGUGUAUGGGGUGAUCCCGAUGAAGGGGAAGGUGAUGAUGAUGACGACGACGCGGACGAUGGGAUGGAAGUAGACGUAGAUAUGGCUGAAGAACAGGAAGAAUUUCUCAAAUUCGCUAAAGAAGCUUUGGGCAUAAACGACGAUUUGUGGAAAGGGAUCAUAGGGGAUAGAGAAGCACGAGGAGCAUUCGUUCCUCAGAAUGGAUCUGGAUCUGGAUCGACUUCGAAAUUCAAACCAUCCGAUUUGCCUCAGCCUUCCAACAAAUCCAUCAACAAGUCGAAAGUCAAUAAUGGAAAGAAAGUCCAAUUUGAUACAGGUUCCGAGGAUUCACCACAAUUGACCACUCAACAAGGUAAUUCAUCCUUGAGCUCAUUCGACGAAGUUAUGAAAGCCAUGGACGAAGAGCUAUCAAAGAACAAGCCUCAAUUAUCUACAAACAAAGAAAAACUAAAAUCGAAAUCAAAGUCAAAGUCAAAAUCUUCCUCUCAAGCUUCAUUAAACAAAUCCCAAAAUCCGAAACCAUCUUCAUCAAAUCCUUUACCUCCUCUUCCUACCGAGGAAGAUCUUGAGAAUAUGGAAGAGGAUGACCUACUAGCUAUGGACAGAGAACUUAAAGCAGCUCUGAAAACCGCUGGUAUAUCAGAUGACGAGGAUGAGGAUGAUGAAGAGAUGAGAGAAGAUUUAGGUCAAUUGGGAGAAGAUGAUAAGAGAGAAUAUGAAAUGAUGAAGCAUUUCUUGGAAAGUUACAGAUCACAAUCUGGUAGUAGUGGAGUAGUAGGUAACUUGUUCGGUAGAUUGGGUAAUGAUAACAAGCAAUGA
Kwoniella mangroviensis CBS 8507 is the source of this 2832-nucleotide messenger RNA. RefSeq lists its product as uncharacterized. The transcript is spliced from 8 exons. The record is from RefSeq and is a predicted model, not a curated record. Gene Ontology annotation, cellular component: nucleus. Lineage: Eukaryota; Fungi; Basidiomycota; Tremellomycetes; Tremellales; Cryptococcaceae. Bases 1 to 2832 code for a protein of 943 amino acids.